GAAGAAGAAGAAGAAGCAAAAAGUCACGCCCACUCACUGCUAAAGCCACCUUCAUUCCUACACACGCUCAUAUAGCCUCUCUCUCUCUCUCGUCCGAUGGAGUGCAAGGCGGCGAGCGAGCCGUCCUCGUCCUCGUCCGCGCCCUCUUCUUCCAUGGAUAGCUGUGGCGCCGGCGGGCCGCGGGCGACGGCCUCCACGGCGUCGUCCCGCUACCGGCCGGCGAUCGACGGUGGCCUGAGCACGGACCUUCACCUCGGGCUCAGCCUCCGGUCGUCAUGCUCCUCCUCCUUCCACACGGCCGACCGCGUCUCCGCUUCCACUCCAAGGAGCACCCUGACGACGACGACGACGAUGAGGCCAGCGGCAUCGCCGGAUCCGGCGUACGGCCGCAGCGGCGGCGCCGGCGGCCAUGGGCAGCAGACGCUGUUUGUGAAGGUGUACAUGGAGGGCGUCCCCAUAGGCCGGAAGCUGGAUCUGCUGCUGCUGGACGGCUACGACGGCCUCCUCGCCAUCCUAGGCCGCAUGUUCAACGCCUCCAUCAUACAUCCGGAUACUGUCGGCCAUGAUCACCAAGUGGUUCUUGGGGAGAAGAAGGCUCGCCAUGUUGUCACGUAUCAAGACAAGGAGGGGGACUGGUUGAUGGCCGGGGACGUACCGUGGGAGCUGUUCCUGGCCGCGGGUGUGAAGAAAUUGAAGAUAGCAAGGGCGGAUUGAUCAAGCAUCUUUGAUUGAUUCAGCUAUGGCGACUCAUAUGGUCUCCGUUCCUCGAUGUGCUUGGAUUUCAUUCAUUCAUUUAUUUGUGGGGCUAAGAUAAGAUGGUUAUUUCUUGGAGUAUUAGCCAGCAUGUACAAAAUGGGUUGCUUCAUAAUGUAUAGUCUGCAAAAGUGCGGGACGUAUUCCUGAAACAAAAAAGAGCAACACAUAUAUAAUACAUUUUCUUUACUA
This is a messenger RNA of Hordeum vulgare subsp. vulgare (domesticated barley), 945 nucleotides long. Its product is annotated as auxin-responsive protein IAA8-like. The transcript is spliced from 4 exons. The record is from RefSeq and is a predicted model, not a curated record. Gene Ontology annotation, molecular function: protein binding. Gene Ontology annotation, biological process: regulation of DNA-templated transcription. Bases 97 to 714 code for a protein of 205 amino acids. Lineage: Eukaryota; Viridiplantae; Streptophyta; Magnoliopsida; Poales; Poaceae. Gene Ontology annotation, cellular component: nucleus.